AUGUUCCACGAUAUACUCAUGGCCCUCGCCGGCCAUACAGGCGAUAUAAUUAUUGAGAAGACCCAGGGGAGUGAGGGAUUUGUAGUAUCAGAUAAGUACAAAGAUAUAUCACAGUCUGAACGCGACCUCAUCAAUUCUGUAGUAGCGAUUGGAUUCAAAUAUAGGUAUUUAGACUUCUUUGUCAAAGCCACAAGGGAUUCGGAAUAUCAAUAUAUUGCAUCGAGCCUUCUCGGAAAGAUUCCAGACCAUAGGAUUAAAGGAAAAAUUGACCUAUCACCCAAUCUAAAAAGAGAAAAGAAUCAGGAACAACAAUUACUUGACAACAAAAAGGACUACCGAGGACAUUAUCUCAAUGUCAUGUGUACAGGAAUCGAAGAAUUUCUCCAGGAAUACAGAGCUAGCUUAGUCACGAUCGAGAAAGUGGUACUCGCAGACCCAGCACUGCCGUUAAGCACUAUAUCAUUACUCUUGAGCGAGCAAAAGGCAGUGAUAGAAGCGCUUAUUAAGGUGGUAAGGGAAUAUGAAGAAACAGCAGAACGAAAUCGAGUUAAUGGGAAAUAUGUGGCAUUGAAAGCUGAUGAGAUAUUGUUCAUGCUCCAACAGGACACUGGAAAUAAAGCACACAACAAGGUUAUGGACAAACUUAGGGGAAAAUGCUUAGAAUGCUUAAAAACACAAGUAAGAAAAUGGAUGUGCCAUGGACAAUUGUCGGACACACAUAACGAAUUCGUUAUAUGCCGAAGACGUAUUGACCCGGACAAGGAGAAUGUAGAAACGAAGUGCGAUAUCAAAGCCAUAUGCUCUUUCGAAAACCUCAGACAUGAACUUCCGCCAGAAGCUGCGGAGUUCGAAUGGAACUUCCUUUUCUAUGUGGUCAUAAAGGAACAACGUUGGAUACUAGCAUCUCUCAAAACUUGGAAGAAUAUCCUUUUUAUUGGAAAAGUAGCACGAAUGCUUAUCAGGAGGUACCGUAAUGAAAAGGAACUUGAGGCUCAGGCGGCAGAUAUAUUCGAUAACUGGGAUGACACAUGUGCAUCUGCCCUCAUAUUUGAAAAUGCCAUUGAACGUUACGCUGGAUGGAUUGCUCACGAAUUCUGGGUAUAUAUCAAUGACAAUUUCGAUGUUAAAGGUCACAUCUACCUAUUCAAACAAUUGUACCUCAUGGGAUUCCAUGAUAUUUUCACGGAAUUGAUGGAACGCGCCUGGUUUACGAUGCAAACACCUUGCAACAUAUCCUCAAGCACAAAUCUUACCCUGAAUACAUGGAAUGCCAUAAUGCACAAAUACAAUGUGCAUGUUAAUAAUGUAGUGAAACAGCGUAUGGAGAAUCCAGAAAUAUGGGUGUCGGAUACUGAACCACGAAACCGUGAAAAUAGACGUGAACUUAAUAAUUUUAGGUUCACGUCUCCAAACAAGAGUCAAAAUGGACAGAAUGUGUUUCAAUUGAGACAACGCACAUUCAACUUCAACAUUAAUAAAAGAAGGUUUGUAUUAACUGGUGACUCAUCGUGGGUUGAGGACGAAAUUGUUCUGAAUGUUAGUGAAAAACGGCUGAAGGAACGUAUUUCCAAAUCAGCUGAUGACUCAUCAGUUUGGUUCGAAGAUUUGGUCCAUGCAGUUCACGGAUUCGAAAUGACAUUCAAGGCAGAAUUGAGCCAACUCGAGGAAGCACAUGCGCAAAACGAAGAAAAAAUGCAAGGAUUAACUCCAGGAAGAUUCUGUAGAUUCGCUGUAGUUUUACAAUCGAAAACCGAACCUUUGAGACUCAGAGCGGCGGCAUUGGUACAAGGCAUGGAAGAACUGUUGAAUGAUUCUCUGACCGUGGAGUUCGACAUAGAUUACGAUAACUGCGAGGAUCUACCAAAAGCAUUUAUAAUCAGAGGACGUAUGAUUCUACAGGGGCAUUGUGUAUCGGCCUUCUCCCGUUUACGCAAAGCGGAACAACUGCAGGGUGGACUAAUCUGUAUAAACAAAGGAGAUAGGCUAAUCAAACUGUCAGAUGGAAGUCGGGAAGACUUUAUUUUCACUGUAAAUAUGAAAGUAACACGAACUCGUCUUUUUGUGCAGUUGGAGCAUGACAAGUCGGGGCAAAGGCUUAUAAUGGAGACCGAUGUUCUAGAUACAAUCCAUCUGUUGCCACAUGACUUUGGAGAUAUCUAUCUAGGCAUUACGUCAACAGCUAUAGGACUCAUGGAACCCAAAGCAAAACUGAAUAUAAUGAAGCGAAACUGUGCUUUACGCAUGUCACAAUGGGACUUUGAAGCUUCAAGAUCCAAAUAUGACAUUUCACCCAUGGGAGAUGCGGAUGCUGCACCUACGGUCGAAAGCUUCCUGGAGGAAUUGCCAACGUUGAAAGUAGCGGAAUUCGAAUGUGGAAUUAACGAUUGGUUAUACACCACAAUGGCAUACCGUUGCACUUGGCCAGCGUCGAUCUUAUUCGACCUACCAAGUAUGCUUUGUUACAAUAGUUUAUUCCAAUUGAUUCUACUGUUACGGCGUUGUGUGUUCGGAUUAGAGAACUUGUGUCACAUCAAUGUUCUCAUGAGGCGGUUCGAGAGAGGAGGGCAGGCGACUGGUAUGCCAGCCAUAUGUCGGCGUGCAUCGUGUACGCGUUGGAGGAUGUGUGUAUUUAUGACGGCACUGUUGUCCUAUAUACAACAGUGUGUUAUAGAACCUUGUUACAAGCAGUUCUGUGAAGUGGUGGAGCAAUGCGAAGGAUUUAACGACAUCAAGGAGGCGCACGAUCACUAUCUCAAGGAGCUUGCAACAAACUGUUUCCUAAACGAAAACGCACUGCUGCAGCCAAUUUUAAGAUGCGCAGAUGUUACAUUGAAAUACGCUACGCUCUACUAUUGUGCUUUCAGCGGGACGAACGAAGUUGCAUACGGAAUGGUCAUAACCAGGAUAGAAGAGUUCAUCAAGAGCUUCGACGCCUGCAUGACCACUGUUAACGAGAGGCUAUUGUUGUUGUCCAAUGAUUCUAGGUACAAGAACGUGAACACUUUGAUAGAGAUGUAUAACUUCUCAAAAUACAUUUGA
Molecule: messenger RNA, 3039 nt
Organism: Babesia sp. Xinjiang
Lineage: Eukaryota; Apicomplexa; Aconoidasida; Piroplasmida; Babesiidae
Product: Gamma-tubulin complex component 4
Exons: 3
Coding region: 1-3039 (1012 amino acids)
Biological process (GO): spindle assembly; mitotic cell cycle; cytoplasmic microtubule organization
Cellular component (GO): centrosome; equatorial microtubule organizing center; gamma-tubulin complex
Molecular function (GO): microtubule minus-end binding; gamma-tubulin binding
Source: RefSeq, a predicted model, not a curated record